AUGUACGUUGUCGCCGUCACAAUAGAAGAGUACGGCGUAUACACCAUGCUGCCGGCGCAGCAGCUGGCGCCGAUCGCGCCGUGGCCGCCGGAUGGGAACCUGCUCGAUCGCAUGGAUGACCUCGCACACAAAGACGUGAUUAAUUGGAGUAAGCAGGCUUAUGGUGCGGCAGGUCACAGCGGUGUUAACCAGCUCGGCGGGGUGUUUGUAGGAGGCAGGCCGCUGCCGGACUCCACGCGGCAGAAGAUUGUGGAGCUGGCCCACUCCGGCGCGAGACCCUGUGACAUCAGCCGCAUCCUGCAGGUGUCCAACGGAUGCGUGUCCAAGAUACUCGGCAGGUCAGUUGCUGCGUACGUCUCGACAGUCGACACACAUUCUGCUCCCUGCACUCGGGGUGUAACCCUGCGACAUCAGCCGCAUGCUGCAGGUGUCCAACGGAUACGUGUCCUAGAUAUUUGGCAGCCCUGCAACAUCAGUCGCAUCCUGCAGGUGUCCAACGGAUGCGUGUCCAAGAUAUUUGGCAGGUACUACGAGACGGGGUCCAUCAGGCCGCGAGCGAUAGGCGGAUCCAAGCCUCGGGUGGCCACGGCGGAAGUGGUCAGCAAGAUCGCCCAGUACAAGCGCGAGUGCCCCUCCAUCUUCGCGUGGGAGAUCAGGGACCGCCUGCUCAGCGAAGGGGUUUGCACCUCCGACAACAUUCCCAGUGUAUCCUCAAUAAACCGAGUGCUCCGCAACCUGGCAGCUCAGAAGGAGAAGUCGAACAACCAGCAGCCCACGUCAGAAUGUUCCACGCCGGUUUACGAGCGGCUGAGGCUGCUUGGGGCCCCCGGGUCCGCCCCGACCUGGCCCCGGGCGCCGUGGCCCGCCCAGAUCGAUGCUAGGACCCCACCCUACCAACUCCAUAGCUUGAGUCCAGGCCCGCAGGCUAUAGGCUGCAACGGCGGAGACAUGACUGGGAUGAAGAAAGAACUUCAACGAGCGGGAUUUUCUAUACAAGUGAUCUCCUCCAGACAACCCUUGAAUACUAGGUUAGGAGAAAAGAAUAAAUUAAUAGGACACCAACACCUUUAUUUGUAUGCAUAA
Chilo suppressalis (striped riceborer) is the source of this 1083-nucleotide messenger RNA. NCBI's taxonomy places the organism in Eukaryota, Metazoa, Arthropoda, Insecta, Lepidoptera, Crambidae. The record is from the annotation of a GenBank genome assembly.